Neoarius graeffei (lesser salmon catfish) is the source of this 2652-nucleotide messenger RNA. It is a transcript of the gene st6gal2a, whose product is annotated as ST6 beta-galactosamide alpha-2,6-sialyltranferase 2a. The record is from RefSeq and is a predicted model, not a curated record. The coding region runs from base 248 to 1708 and encodes 486 amino acids. Gene Ontology annotation, molecular function: sialyltransferase activity. The transcript is spliced from 7 exons. Lineage: Eukaryota; Metazoa; Chordata; Actinopteri; Siluriformes; Ariidae.
AACACGCACACACACGCACAAAACCCCGGAGCAUCUCAGCAUGCCUCUCGCUUACUGUACCAGAAACAGCACUCAGUAACAGAGCGUGAAAGAGAAGGAGAGCUGCCUAUACCGACAGAGAACAAUGAAUGCGGGCUGAUUUCAGAGAGCCUAACUGUAUUACAAAGGAAUGGCAUCAAGCCAAUAGGAAAUCAGCUGAGGCCGCCUGCUGAGCUCUCUCCUGUUGGGAAAAGAGGGCUCCUGGGAAAUGAAGGCCAGUAUGAAGCAGUGGCGGGUGGCUCUGGGGCUCAUGCUCACCUGGGCACUGCUCUUCCUUGCCCUGUUCUCCUACUUUAUGGAGUCACAUGUGGAUGAGGCCAUGGCGCUCUCACACACCGAUACACGUCGCCUCGCCUCUGUGCAGGGCAACACCCGCAGCUCUGUAAUGAUCUCUCACCAGACUUUGCCUGCCACCUCAGCGUCCGCAACCUUCAGAGCUCAGAAGGAACAGAUACCCAACAGUGAACAGGAGGGCUAUGUUUACUCAGAUGCCCAUAGGCUAGCAACCUGGUCUGUAAGCUCACGCUUAGACCCUGCAGCCCACAGCCAGGAAAGCAACCAAACCAUCCCUCAGUUAGUGGACGAGGAGGAUGAGGAAGAGGUGGUGGGAAUGAUUGAUGAGGAGGGCAGGAGAAGAGUAAAGCACAAAGACACCAACAGUUGGUUUGACUCCAAUCCAGAAGAGUUUAACUACUCUAAGUCAAAGUCUGUGGUGCAGCGUUUAUGGCAGGGCAGUGCCUCACUGGACAUGCUCAGUCCACGCUUGCAGAAGGCUAUAAAAGAUUACAUGAGCAAUAAUAAGCACGGAGUGUCCUACAAAGGGCAGCGGAAGGCACAGACGAGUAGGACAUACCUUCUGUGUGAGAUGAAGAAGAAGGCCAAAGUGAAGACACUGGAUGGAAAAGAGCUACCCUUCUCUUCACUGGGCUGGCAGAAGAUCGUACCUGCUUUGCCCCUUGAGCGCCUCUAUGGCACAGGAUUCAGCUCCUGUGCUGUAGUCACCUCAGCUGGUGCCAUCCUCCACUCCGGCCUGGGAAAGGAGAUUGAUUCCCAUGAUGCUGUUCUGAGGUUUAAUUCAGCCCCUACCAAAGGGUACGAAAGAGACGUUGGGAGUAAGACUACCAUUCGCAUCAUCAAUUCCCAGAUCCUGGCAAACCCCAGCUACCAAUUCAACAAAAGCUCACUAUAUAAGAAUAUGACCCUGGUGGCCUGGGAUCCUGCGCCAUACACUGUCAAUCUGCAUAAAUGGUAUAUGAACCCAGACUACAACCUGUUCACUCCAUACGUGAAGUACAGGAAGCAGUUUCCUGCUCAGCCUUUCUACAUCCUGCACCCCAAGUUUAUCUGGCAACUAUGGGACAUGAUCCAGGCCAACACACUGGAGAACAUUCAACCCAACCCACCUUCAUCAGGGUUCAUUGGCAUCUUGCUGAUGAUGUGGCUAUGUGACGAGGUUGACGUCUACGAGUACAUUCCAUCUUUAAGACAGACUGACUUGUGCCAUUACCAUGAGCAUUACUACGAUGCUGCAUGCACGCUGGGAGCCUAUCACCCUCUGCUCUAUGAGAAGAUACUCAUUCAGCGCAUCAACUCUGGAUCUGAGAACAACCUUCGGAGGAAAGGAAAGGUCACACUUCCAGGCUUUAGGACCAUCCACUGUAACCCCUGAACUUUGAUCCCUGGAGGAAAGGUUGCAAUAAUUGUAAAGCAGGUUUGAGGCUCACCUGCAGGCAGUCCACAGAGACAGACUCUGCUCUUUUGGGCCGUCUUCAGUUGAGUUCUCUGAGCCUUGUGUGAUGUAGAGGUCAUUGGAUAGCAAUAUGUGUGUCAUAGAAAAGCUGUUUUUAGGUAUCUGGUGAUUUUGCUGUAGCUAGCCAUCAUGUGACAAGACCGAUGGUGUUUGUGAUGGAAUUGAGGAAUACUCAUUACCAGUUAAUGUCACCAUUACACAUGCGCGUGCGUGCGCACACACACACACACACACACACACACACACGACAUGUAAAAUAUUAAUUGGUACUCUUACUAAAAAAGAAAUUUUUAUUGAUGUAAUUAAAUACACUGUUUUACCAGUGAUGAUACCAGACUUUCAGUAGUAUUUGGAGUGGAUAUUGCUUUCUGUCGUAUUACAGUUUUCUCAGCUGUUCACAGAUGAAAAAUGUGGUGCAUGUCUGAGAGUACUGCUUGGUCUGUGCCAUAUAUUGUCUCUAUUGUAAAUGACAUUUCUCUCUUGAAUGUUCAUUGCCAUGUGAUGAAUGUUGUAUGGUCAAAGUACAGGUGAAAGCACUGAAGACCAUUCCAUGUUACAUGUCAUACAGCUGAGACGACAAAACUUCCAAACAAAAUGUUCUGGACUCUACAGGGACCGUCUUGGUUCAAAAAUGUCUGACGCUGUUAGUGUGUUGAUGAGGGUUCGAUGGUCUAUUUCCUGCUCAACCUAAACCAUGCUCAUCUGAUCUUUUUGUUUGUUUGUUUGUUUGUUUGUUAAGCCCUUUGGCAAUAUAACCAAUGAGCGGUUGUCGUAUUAAUUGUGUAAUAUUUAAACCAGCACAGUCUGGUUGUUUUCUGUAUCUUGUCCAGGAAGUAACAGGUCUUCAUACACUCCCUAUGGAG